AUGUUUGGCGCGACCGCAAGCGCACCGCAGACAGCGUCGAGUGGCUUUGGCUUUGGCGGCUCCGGUGGAGCAGCUGCGCCGUCGUCGAGUGGCUUUAACUUUGGCGCGACGCCAGCAGCGCCAGUUGCAGUAGGGGGCGGAUUCGGAAGUGCAGGAACGGCUGGAACAUCGAUGGGGUUUGGUUUUGGGGCUCCACUGACGUCGACGACUCCUGCAGCGUCGUCUGGCUUUUCUUUUGGGGCAGCGCCGGCUGCGACACCUGCUCCAGUUAGCUCUGGGUUCGGCUUUGGAGGCACGGGCACAGCUCCGAGUAGUGGUGGUAGCGCUGGCUUUGGGUUCGGCGGAACUGCUGCACCUGCUGCCGGUUCAAGUGGGUUCGGCUUUGGAAGCACGGGCACAGCUCCGAGUACAGGUGGUAGCAGUGGUUUUGGGUUCGGCGGAACUGCUGCACCUGCUGCUGGUUCAAGUGGGUUCAGCUUUGGAGGCACGGGCAUAGCUCCGAGUAGCGGUGGUAGCAGUGGCUUUGGGUUCGGCGCAACUGCUGCACCUGCUGCCGGUUCAAGUGGAUUCAAUUUUGGAGGCGCGGGCACAGCUCCGAGUACUGGUGGUAGCAGUGGCUUUGGAUUCGGCGCAACUGCUGCGCCUGCUGCUGGUUCAAGUGGAUUCAAUUUUGGAGGCGCGGGCACAGCUCCGAGUACUGGUGGUAGCAGUGGCUUUGGGUUCGGUGCAACUGCUGCGCCUGCUGCUGGUUCAAGUGGAUUCAAUUUCGGAGGCACGGGCACAGCUCCGAGUACUGGUGGUAGCAGUGGCUUUGGAUUCGGCGCAACUGCUGCGCCUGCUGCUGGUUCAAGUGGAUUCAAUUUCGGAGGUACGGGCACAGCCCCGAGUACUGGUGGUAGCAGUGGCUUUGGGUUCGGCGCAACUGCUGCGCCUGCUGCCGGCUCAAGUGGGUUCAAUUUCGGAGGCACGAGUGCAGCUCCGGCUGGUGCUAGCUCUGGGUUUAGCUUUGGUGGGACAGCGCCGGCUGCUAACGCAACGCCAUCGUUUGGGACUGGUGCUAAUGCUGCGACGACGGCGAAACCUUCGUUUUUUGGGCAGCAACCUGCAGCGAGUAACACUGCAGCGACUGGAUUUGGGAGUGGCUUUAGCUUUGGUGCUAAGCCGGCAGCGGCGGGCACUGGCUUUGGAUUUGGCACAGGAAGCGGUCUUGCUGCUGGUCCGAGCGCAUUUGGCACAACAGGCUCGUCACUUUUUGGUGGCGGUGGUGGUUCUGGCUUCGGCACUGCGACUCCUGGCACUGCGCCCUCAGGCUUCAGUACGACGCCGGCGUCUACUGCUCCCGCCCCGAUCAUCGUGGGUGCCGAUGCGUCUGUUGCGCAGCUGAACACGAUCAAGGCAGCCUACCAGGACCCCGCUCAGUCACGCUUCAAGUUCCUCAUGUACAACACUGUUGACCCGAUGCAGCGACAUCUGUACGUCCGACCGCCAUACAUCAGCGAACGUUUGUGGAAUCAGGCGGAGCUCGACAACCCCGACCCGCCCAACUGCGCACCCGUUCCUAUUCUGGGUUUUGACAACCUAUUGAAGCGUAUCAAGGCGCAACAGGAGCACGCGGACAAGUACAACAAGUACACGGAUGACCUGCGUGCACAACUGAAUGAGAUGGACAAGCACACGCGUGCGACCGAAGAGAAGCUUGAAAAGUGUCGCCACGAGCACGUGCAGCUCUUUCACUCGCUAGUGAAAGUCAUGCGGGACAUCGAGCUGUUGCAGAAUUACGGCAAGCCACUCCAACGCGAGGAGAUGCAACUAGCGACGAUGUUGAAGAAACUCCAGACGUUGCUGGACUCGCCAGACCAGUACAAAGCGCGGCUGAAGGACGUGGUAUCGCUUCAGCAUGUGCCAAAAGCGGCGCAGGUACCUCCAACGAGUCAACUGAGUCCGCAGGAUCUGCAGCGACUCUACGAGCUAAUGGACAAACAGCGACAGGGAAUGGAGCACCUGACGAACAUCAUCAACGACGACCUCGCAGACAUCCAGCUCAUCAAGGAGACGUGGCGACGGUAG
This is a messenger RNA of Hyaloperonospora brassicae, 2067 nucleotides long. Lineage: Eukaryota; Oomycota; Peronosporomycetes; Peronosporales; Peronosporaceae. The record is from the annotation of a GenBank genome assembly.